Messenger RNA from Paramecium octaurelia, 1132 nucleotides. Lineage: Eukaryota; Ciliophora; Oligohymenophorea; Peniculida; Parameciidae. The record is from the annotation of a GenBank genome assembly.
AUGAGCUAGGGUGGCAGUUAUCAAUUAGAAGUGUUCAGAGGUAGAAUGAAACUCAAGACUACGUCAUCAUAAGGAGGGAGACUCUAUUAAUUAAGAGUCUCUGUUUGUCAGUAGGUAUGAUUGAUCAAGUUUAUGUAGGAGAUUGUUUUGGUAAUUUUUAUGUAUCUUCAAUUAUAAAAGUUUGGGAAUUUUGGUUCAACUUUUUGGGUGUCUUAGUACUCAUUAUUUUUAAUUAAUAUUAUGUAGAAAUUUGAUAAGGAGAGAUAUUUUCAUAAGAGUCCAGAAUAAGUAUUUGUAGUUUAUUUAUCAGAUAAGAAGGGAGAAACUUGACAUGAAGAUGCAAAAUGUUAAAGAUGAUCAACAAAAUGGUGUCGUUAAGUAUUUCAUGAAACACAAAAGUUCGGAUUAACUGUAGUCUCCCGUUCAUAAUGUUCAAUACUAUAGUAAUAAAGACAAACCAAAAAUGGUACUUUAUCGCACUCUCCAGAAAGUCCAAGUCGAACCUGAAGUUAGGAUCGAUGAAGUUAAGGAAUUAAGAUGGCGUGUAUUAUCCAAAAAUUGCCAGAAUUUAUUAGAAUUAAGUAGGAUUGCCCUUGAUAAACUGAGUGAAUUUAAGUUUGUUUCGCCAACACCUUAACCUUCGAAACCAGCAUCGAAUCCUAAAAUUAAAUUUCUUUCCAAAAGACAUUCUAUUGAACUUCGUUUAGGAGAUAUCACUACUCCGCCUCCAUCACAACCUAAACCAGCUCCAAAAAUACUGUAAGAUCCCUUCUAUGCCAAAUUUAAGAAAUUUUAUCAAAAAAUUGGGUUGCAAGUUAAGGAGCCUAAUAAAUUUAAUCUCAAUCAAGAUGAUAGAUAAACUUUACAGAGUUCUGAAAAAUAAACUCAUAAGAAACACAGAAGUUUGCAUGUCUCUCCAUAAUAAUCAAGCUUGAAUUUCUCUCAAAAGAAACCAAAGAAUGCGUAUUUUCUUUAAGAACUCUUAAAAGUGUCCUCCAACGCUUACAGAUUUUAAGUCAGUUUAAAAAAGGACCAAUCAGAAAAUAUUGAAGAAACUAGUCAAAAGGUCAAUAACAUAUAGUCAGAUUUUGACAAGUUCCAUAAGUUAUUAAAUUAGUCUGACUCAUUUUGA